AUGUUCUUGCCACAUCGGAGUAGAGGAACCAUCAAUAAACCAUUGCAAAGCGACAUGUCUUGCAUACCUUGGGUUUAUGAUGACAUUACAACAUGUGCCAGAGAGAGAAUUAACUACGUGGUACCAUUAAUACUAAUAAUUUCUACGACAUUAUUCAUUAUUUACACCGUAACUUUCAGCUAUCUCAAUGGCAAUAUCUCACCUUACCAUGACGGUACGACUGUGGAAUAUCUAGAACAGGAACCGUCGUUGGUUGAUGAAGUUACACCUUUACUACAAGAAGCAGCUCCUACGAAUUACCGAAGUAGUACUGUGGAUAUUACUACAAAGACAAUGACUUCCCUUAAGGACAGACAUUUCUCAAUAGAACGAUUGCAAGUGCAAAAGCUCAAUGGUGAUCCACAUGGGAAAGCUAUCCUUAUUAGAAGAAAUUUUGCUGAAAAAUCAAGAGUAAUUGCAGAAUUGAUGCUAGUCCUGUGCCAACUGGUAAUCCACUUCUUCAUCUUUAAAAAUUAUAGAAAUAAGAUAGAAGAUUUCCAAGGUAAUAAGAUUUUAGUUCUUCUAUCAGAGUGGCUAGUUAUAAGUAUAAUUGUUGGUGCUCGUCUUAUCAAUAUAAACCAGUCAUUCAAAUGGAUCAAUAAUCAUAUGGGUAACUUGUGGGUGAUCUCCUUCUCUUCAUACACAGUGCUAUUUUUGUCGUGUUUAUUGCCAUUUCGUUCGUCACUAAUAGGACAUAUACUUGAUCCUACCCUUAGAAAGUACUAUGCCUGUCAAUUUGUUCUCAAUGGUUUAUUAUUCACUCUAUUAUUCUUUGCACCUGUCGGUAACAGUUUCCCCAUUCUCUAUAAGACAGAUGACCAUAUAACAGCAUCACCUGAACCAAUUGCAUCUAUUGCAAGUUUUGUCUCAUGGGCAUGGAUAGAUAAAUUGAUAUGGAAAGCACACAAUUCAUCCAUCACAAUGCAAGACGUUUGGGGAUUAAGAUUGGAAGAUUAUUCAAUAUUUGUUGCUAAAAGUUUCAGACACUAUACGAACAAUCUUUCAAAAAAUCGUGAUUUUACAGUCAAUUUAAUUCUUUUCUUUACCAAAUAUUUGAGUAUACAAGCUAUUUGGGCAACUAUUGCCGCUUUUGCCACAUUAUUCCCAACAUUACUUUUACGAAGAAUUUUAGAGUAUGUCGAGGAUCAAAGCUCAGCACCAAGAAGUUUGGCUUGGUUUUAUGUCACAUGUAUGUUUCUUUCGAGAAUUCUGGUGUCCAUUUGCGAAGGUCAAGCGUUAUUCCUUGGGAGAAGAGUUUGUAUUAGAAUAAAGAGCAUCGUCAUUUCUGAGAUUUAUAAUAAAGCCCUAAGAAGGAAGGUUUCUGUAAAAUCCAACAAGGUCUCCGCUGAGGAUCUUGAUCCUCAAGAUGUAAACGAACAGAAGCAUAUUGAUGGGGAUGAAGAAUCAUCAGAUCCUUCCUCUGCAAAUUUAGGUGGAAUUAUCAAUUUAAUGGCCGUUGAUGCAUUUAAAGUUUCUGAAGUUUGUGCAUACCUUUUUGCAUUUGUUGAAGCAACUGUCAUGGCCAUCAUUUCAUUGACUCUUCUCUAUAGGCUUAUAGGUUCUUCCGCCAUUAUUGGCACAAUCGUUAUCUUAAUUGCCGCACCAGCCAAUUAUUACUUCGCUACUUUGUUAGGGAAGAUUCAAAAAGCCACUUUACUAGUUACAGACAAACGUAUUCAAAAGCUUAACGAAUCUCUUCAAGCUAUUCGUAUUAUUAAAUUUUUCUCAUGGGAGGAUAAUUUCGAGAAAAGCAUUAAUGAUGUAAGAGAACAAGAAUUACAAUUAUUGCUAAAGAGAUCUAUGGCUUGGGUGUGCAGCUCCUUUGUCUGGUUUGUUACGCCCUCCCUUGUCACUGCAGCAGCAUUUGCAUUUUACAUAUAUGUUCAAAAGGAAGUGCUGACAACUCCAAUUGCCUUCACAGCUCUUUCAUUGUUUACUUUAUUGAGGAACCCAUUGGAUCAAUUGUCAGAUAUGUUAAGUUUUGUAAUUCAAUCAAAAGUUUCGUUGGAUAGAAUCAGGGAUUUCCUGUUGGAAACUGAUACUGCAAAAUAUGAUCAACUUACAGUUGCUCCACAAGGCGAUCAAUUAGAAUUCAAAAAUACUACCGUUUCUUGGGAUUCUAGCGCACAAGAUUUUAAGUUAAAGGAUUUAAAUAUUGAUUUUAAGAUUGGAAAAUUAAACGUUGUCAUAGGCCCAACAGGUUCGGGUAAAACGUCGUUGUUAAUGGCAUUAUUAGGUGAAAUGAAAAUCAUGGAAGGUGAAAUUAUUGUUCCAUCAUUAGACCCUAGAGAAGACCUCGUUGUUGAUGAAAAUGGGACUACCAAUUCGAUUGCCUAUUGUUCUCAAGCUGCGUGGUUAUUAAAUGAUACUGUAAGAAAUAACAUUUUGUUUAAUAGUCCUUAUAAUGAGGCAAGAUAUACUUCUGUGAUAGAAGCAUGUGGCCUAAAACGUGAUUUUGAGAUUCUUAAAGCUGGAGAUAUGACUGAGAUUGGGGAAAAAGGUAUUACUUUAUCUGGUGGUCAAAAACAAAGAGUCUCUUUAGCAAGAGCCAUGUACUCUAACUCUCGUCAUAUCCUAUUAGAUGAUUGCCUUAGUGCUGUUGAUUCUCACACUGCUUUGUGGAUUUAUGAUAAUUGUAUUACAGGUCCAUUAAUGGAUGGAAGAACUUGCAUUUUGGUGUCUCAUAACAUAGCUCUGACAUUAAAAAACGCUGAUUUAGUUGUUAUUCUCGAGGACGGGAAAGUGAAAGAUCAAGGUGACCCAAUGGAACUUCUACAAAAAGGAUUACUAGGUGAAGACGAAUUAGUUAAGAGCAGCAUCUUAUCUAGACAUGCUUCCUCUGUCAAUUUAAACAGCCAAAAGAGUACUACAACUUUGCAGGCUUCAAAGCACCCAAAACCUGAAACGUCUAAACCUCAACAAACAGAUGCUGAACGUACAGAAUCAGGGAAGCUUAUAGCCGAGGAAACUAAAUCUGAAGGUCAAGUUGAUCCAGAGGUCUAUACAUGGUAUAUUAAUAUUUUUGGUGGGUGGAAAACGCUAUCUAUGGUAGCGUGUAUAUUUGUUCUGGCUGAAUUACUUUAUGUUAGUCAAUCGUGGUGGGUUAGGUCGUGGGCAUCGAAUAAUUUGGCUGAAGGUGCCAUGGUGACAAUUAGCUCGACAAUAGAUUAUUGUGUUUUAAACAGUAAACGUCUAGCUGAUAUUUUAACUCUAUCCGUUCCACCUACUGAAAUAUCUUCUUCUCCAGCUUCAACAUCUAGCCAAAAACAUUCCACUAUGUAUUAUCUUUCAAUAUAUUUUUUGAUUGGUAUAGCACAAGCAUUACUCGGAUCCCUUAAAGUAUUAAUCAACUUCUUUUUAGGUGUUAAGGCAUCUAGGAAAAUUUUUAUCGACCUACUGAAAAAAGUAAUGCAUUCCAAACUGAGAUUCUUUGAUUCUACUCCUAUUGGGAGGAUCAUGAAUCGUUUUUCUAAGGAUAUUGAGGCUAUCGAUCAAGAAUUGGCUCCAGUCGUUCAAGGUGCCUUUUAUUCUCUUGUAAGUUGUGUGACCACUAUCCUAUUGAUUACCUUUAUUACUCCUCAGUUUUUGUCUGUGGCCAUUCUUGUCACUGGUUUAUAUUACCUCAUUGGUUAUUUUUACUUGGCGGCCUCCAGAGAAUUCAAACGUUUUGAUUCAAUCACCAAGUCCCCUAUUUAUCAACAUUUCUCAGAAACCUUGGUUGGUGUCACCACCAUCCGUGCCUUCGGUGAUGAAGGUAGAUUUAUGCAAGAAAACUUGUCUAAGAUCGAUGAGAACAAUAGACCAUUUUUCUAUUUAUGGGUGGCAAAUCGUUGGUUAUCGUUUAGAAUCGAUAUGGUGGGUGCAUUGGUUGUUUUUGGAUCGGGUUCAUUUAUUAUCUGGAAUAUUAAGAAUAUUGAUGCUGGUAUGGCAGGUAUUUCUUUAACGUAUGCUAUUUCUUUCACAGAAGGAGCCUUAUGGUUGGUUAGAUUAUAUUCUAAUGUUGAAAUGAAUAUGAAUUCUGUGGAAAGAUUAAAGGAAUACAUGAAAAUAGAACAAGAGCCAUAUGAAGACGCUACUUGUACUCCACCACCUGAGUGGCCCCAGGAAGGUAAAAUCGAGGUUUGUGAUUUGUCAUUACGUUAUGCCGAAGGGUUGCCAAGAGUAAUUAAAAAUGUCACGUUUACAGUUGCACCCAAAGCUAAAAUUGGUAUUGUUGGUAGAACUGGUGCUGGGAAAUCUACAAUAAUCACGGCUUUAUUUAGAUUUUUGGAUCCUGAAACAGGUUACAUUAAGAUUGAUAAUAUUGACAUCACAUCGAUAAAUUUGAAUAAACUCCGUCGUUCAAUUAACAUUAUUCCUCAAGAUCCAACAUUGUUUACGGGGACAAUUAAAUCCAAUUUAGAUCCGUAUGGAGAAUAUUCUGAUGAAGAUAUGUUUACAGCAUUGAGACGUGUUAAUCUGGUUCCUGAGGAUGUGUCAUCGAAUAUUGAAACAGAAUCAAUUUCAUCGCAAAAUGUAAACAAAUUCUUAAAUUUAAACAAUGAGAUCAGUGAAGGUGGCUCUAAUUUAUCACAGGGACAAAGACAAUUGGUUUGCUUAGCACGUUCGUUAUUAAGAAGUCCUAAGAUUAUGCUUCUAGAUGAAGCGACUGCAUCAAUUGAUUACAACUCUGAUGCCAAAAUUCAAGAAACGAUUAGAAAGGAGUUUAAUAGUAGCACUAUUUUGACAAUUGCACAUCGUUUGAGAUCGGUUAUCGAUUAUGACAAGAUUUUGGUAAUGGAUGCAGGGGAGGUGAAAGAGUAUGAUCAUCCUUAUUCUCUAUUGCUAAAUAAGAAGAGUAUUUUCUACAACAUGUGUGAGAAUAGUGGUGAACUGGACCUUCUGAUAGAUAUGGCCAAAGAAGCAUUUGUAGAAAAGUUAAACUGA
This is a messenger RNA of Naumovozyma castellii, 4965 nucleotides long. RefSeq lists its product as uncharacterized. Lineage: Eukaryota; Fungi; Ascomycota; Saccharomycetes; Saccharomycetales; Saccharomycetaceae. The coding region runs from base 1 to 4965 and encodes 1654 amino acids. The record is from RefSeq and is a predicted model, not a curated record. The transcript has a single exon.